AGCUCCACCCGUUCCCCCCAUCAUUUAUAAUAGUUUAUUAAUGUUUCCUUUUUUUUUUUUGUUUGUCGUUUUGUAGCAUGAUGAUAUUAGUUAGGGUUAGGGUUAGGGUUAGGGUUAGGGAUAUAUAUACCCCAUCAAAAAAUCCCUCUUUAGAUCGAUAACUAAUGGGGGGAACGGGCGGUACACUUUCCGCGAUUUAUUUCGAUUACUUUUUUUUUUCUUGAUAGUCUUUUUGAAAUGUCAUUGUAAUGAAACAUUAUUUAGACAUCAAAACGUAAUUUCUGACUGCAUAUUGUCAAUAGUCUAUCGCCAACCAAUCAGCUUGCAGUAUACAAAUGCGUGACGACGGCUAGAGGAAUGUUUUUUACAAAGCCUUCAACGUUGUGACACCAAACUCGUCACCUGCAGAUUUUACAAAAUGCCAUCUACCAGAAGCGCGAACACCCCAUCACGGAGAACAUCUAGUCGAAGAACUCCGGCUAAAUCACCAAAAAUACAAAGUACUAAACACAAAGCUUCAAAAUCUGACAACAGUAAUGGUAGCAAAUCAUGUACAGACGUUUCUACUGAUAUUUCAAUGGGUACUAAACCUACAGCUGGAAAAGUGUCGGCUGUCACAACACGCAGAAGACGGUCCGAGAACAGUGAUGUUGAGACUCCUGUCCCUGUGAAACGAAGCAAGCAGCAGUGUGGUGCAGAAAUACAAACAACCCCUGCUAAACAACAGUCUGCUUGUGUAUCAUCAAACAGCAAGCCAUUUCCGGUUGUCGAUGAGGACCGUAAAACCCAAAAUGAUGACGACAAUAUUCCAACAAAUGUUAAUAAUAAGGAUGCUUUAGGAAAUGUUGAUGAUAAGAAUGAUUCAAGUAAAAACAGUUUGAGAGGGUUGAAAAAGAACAGUGUUGAUGAAGUACAAGUAUCCACAGAAGCGCCAGAGAUACAGAACAAAGAUCAAAGUAUGUCCAGUUCUGUUGAUGCUGAAGUUGGUAAAUACACAAAAAGAGGACGACCAGCAAAUCAAGCAUGCUUGAAAGAGCAGACGAUAUCGAAUGUUGGUGAAACCUCGAUAAAUAAACCAGAAAAUCAACUUGAAGCAAAGAGUGCUGGUUCUGCAGAAGUGAAGCCUGAAGAUAUUUCUUCUGUCAAUAAGACAAGUCCAGUGGUUGACUUCUCACCAAGAAGAAGUGGUAGAGCUAUGGUACCAAACAGACGAUAUCUGGAAAUUGAAGACCACAUGGAAAAGAAGAAAACAAAGAAAGGAACCGGUUCAAGAAAGACAUUACAAAAGGAACCUAAAACUAGUCCUGAUAGUUCAAGCAAGUCACACAUUCCAAGAACUGGGAAUGCUGUGGUAAAUGAACAGAAGCAGAAGACGGAAAACACUGAGCAUUUGCAAGUGCCCAAGAGUACUGUAACCAUUGGCGACAACAACAAAGGAAAGAUUAGUCAAGUUGUAUGGGAUAACAAAGCAACAGGAAAUGUUGGAACCCUACAGUUCAGCAAACACAAAGAUGUGAACGUAUCCGUCUGUAGUUUGAAUUUUAAAAAGACAAGUGAUGUUGUGUCUUCUAAAGAAACAGUUCCUUCAAAUACUUCAGAUAAGACUGAACGUUUGAGUUGUGCAAUAUUGGAAAGCUCGGUUCUUUCACCAGUUGUAGGUAAGCAGAUCAUUGAUGCAAAAAGUAUUCCUCAAAGUCAGACUGACAGUGAGAUCAGUGUUGCAGAAGAAGAAAAAAUAAAUAAACUGGAAGUAAGUUCUAAUUCAUCCUUACCUACCUCAGUUCUCAUCACUGACAGUUCAUCAAUGUCGACUACCUCACGUCAAACAGCUGGACUCGUAUCCUCAAAAACUAACAAAGGGAAAGAAAAAAAUAAUCAGACCAUCUCCCAAAAUGUAGUCGCGAACAAAGUAAUCACAUCACAAACCUGUGUGGUGGUCUCAAAAGAUGUGGAAGCUGAUGAGCCUGACACAGGUGAUUCAGUUUCGAUUCCAGCAGCCAGGGUUGCAACAUCCACCAACACGUGCAGUAGAGGAGAUAAUUUGCAGUCAACCUUACAGAGAUCUGUGGUCAAUGAGGACAAAAAGGGUGACGUGAGACCUUCUGGUUCCCCAAAGGCAGCAGUGAUGAUGAAGAGACCAAUAGUCCAUGUUAGACGUUCAUCGGGAUCUAGACCACCUCGUGAGAUUCAGACACAGACCAUCUACAAAGUGAAUCUAGAUGGGACUUCAACACGAACUGUCAUCAUCUUGGAUCGAGAUGACAUUUCAACCAAGGGGAAAUCACUCCUCAAACCUCAAAGUUCCAAAAACAGUGUAGAUUUGCAGAGGGAGUAUGUUGAGAAAAAGGAGAAAGAAUUGGCCAGCACCGGAGAACCAAAAGGAUCUCAAACAGAUGAGAAAUCUUCAGGUGAUUUAGCUGAUUUGGCUGCAUCUGUACUGAAGGAAGUGUCUGCAGAGAGUAGCAGAACAAUUAAUUUGGUUGAGAAUUCUUCUGCUGGUGGUAAUCAAGGUUUGCCAACUACUCCAGGGAAAAUACAAAAAGCCACAACAAGACAAAAUAUCCCGGACGUGUCUGAUCACUUGACUCCGUUUAUUAAAAUCAUUUCUUUUCAGUCUGAUGAUCAUGUGGAUGAAUUGUCACCACAAAAUACUGGUGAUGAUAAUGUGCAAAUUGUUGAACCGAGUUCCAUCUCAGAAAGACGGGAUCCGCGCGUGUUGAAGAUGGAUGCUCGAACGAAAAGAGCCGUGGCUUCAAUUCUUUCCCUGGAAUCGGGGAUUACAUUUUCCUCUCCGCCUAGUACCACUGAAGAAACAACUAACAGCAGCUACCAAGAGAGACUCACUGGCGUUAUGACCACAUCGACGGAUGCCUGUACAGAUAAAUCGGUUGUCUUACCCAUCAGUCAAACAUCGUCUUCAGAAACACUGACCAUUCAGUCCUUUGGUGAAGAUACCAGCAAGCCUAUUUCUCGCGAAUCGUCGCAGAUGAACAUGACAGCUGAAGCUUCGAACAAAACUGCUCCAGAUCCUGCCAACCCAUCAGACGGCGUGGAACAAGAAAACAAUUCUGAUUUUACAGCUCUGUGGUCGGAUAUCUUGGAAACGAAUGCCGUCACGUCUGGCAGUAUCUCGGAGACCGGUAGUGGAGACCAGAGCAAGUCAAAGUAUGUGACAUCUUCCACGCAGACGCCCAUCGAGCCAGCAGAGGAGAAGAUAAUCGUGCCCAGUGUCUACAAGUCAUCGGUGAUCGAUGUCAGCCACAUUAAGAAGGAGUGCGUGGACGAGGAUGACGGGGGAGGGAAAAACAAACAAACACUUGUUGUUGUUCGGCUCCCAGAGGGCGCGGUUGUCACACAGCCGGUGGUGCAGACACGCUACAAAUACGAUGAUGCACCAUUCCUUGAUGAGAAUUAUUUGGACAUUUUCAGAUGUAAGAUAUGCUGCUAUGAGACCAAAAAGAAGGCAAACUGGUACAAGCACAAACAGAAACAUUUAGGCCUGCGACCUCAUGCGUGUGACCAGUGUCAGUAUCGGGCAGCAACAGCAAGCAACCUGAAGCGCCACCUGGCAAUCCAUGCCGACAUCCGUAACUUCAUGUGUCAGAUCUGUGGGAUGUACUUCAGACAGAAGAUCCAUCUUGAGAGACACAUCAAAUAUAAACAUGAGGUGAAACAGGUAAAAUGCCCAUUGUGUGAAUAUGUCUGUGCCAAUGAAAACCCUGACCUGAAGGUUCACAUAAAGCGGAAACAUUUCACAGGCGAACUCAUGGAAUCAUCACUGAAGGCGUUCACCUGUUCCGAAUGCAAUCUGAUCGCUCUGUCCAAGAAGGACCUGAGGCAGCACAUGAAGUUCCACAAACAAGGGCCGGAGCUGAAGCUUUUCUGUGAACACUGCAGCUUCGUCACGGACUGUGACAGCCGCUUGCGUCGUCACAUGUUCAUUCACACCAAGGAGAAGCCAUUCCAGUGUGGAAUGUGUGAAUACAGGGGAUCACAGAAAGAGCACGUGUUGAGACACAUGAGAAAUGUGCACGAUAUCGAAAUACACAGGCGGCAGCGGAAGCAGGCGGCGAAUAACCAGCUUAUCGAAGGAGGACAAAUUUCCAUGGCUGCCCUCUCUAAGCUGAUUGAUCGCAAUGAUUACACAUGCAGGGACAAGAUCUUCGCCUGCAAUCACUGCUCCAUGAAGUUCUCCAAGUUGUUGAACCUGUACAAACACCUGUACACCCAGCACGAGAACAUCAUGCCACCGCAGAAGGACGACGAAUUUGGCUGCGUGGUGUGCGAGUUCCAGACCAACACGAAGAAGAAUUUACUGGUGCACAUGCGCAAACACAACAUGCACGACCACAACCCACCAUCCCACGUCUACUCGUGUGUGCUGUGUCGGUACCAGAAUCCCAAGCGGCGGAACCUCUUCCAGCACAUGAAGAAGAAACACCACAUCGAGAUCGUCAUGAAGGAAGACGGAACGACCAGCUGCUUCAUUGAAGAUUCGUCCACCCUUCCGGAUGAUCUCGACCAAAACCUGAUGACGGUUGGCGACAUUGUCACGACAACGACAUCAAAUUUUGACAGUGAAGGGGACGAAAGUGAGUACAAAAACGUCAUCAGCAUCCAGAACUUUGCCUCGUUGGUGGCGCCACAGCCGACAGCUAUCAACGAUGGAGAAGGAAAUUUGAUCAUUGAUACUGAGAUCUCGUCCAUUCAGGAUAUUCAGACUAGUCACACCGAUGCUGCUGAAGCCAUUGAAGGACUCCAGGCACUCUCGCAGCAGACGCGAGUCUCCGGGGUUGUCGAGGUCAUGGGAAGUGAUGAUCAGACUGUCACCCUGCUGGAUCAGCCAACUGUCGUGAUGAACGAAAGUAGAGGCAUUGAGGAAUUCUCUCAGGAGGAGAAACAGAGCAUUCAGCUGACCGCAGAUCAGCUAGUUAACCUGUCGUCUGGGGACUACGUGGAAAUUAAUGGUGAGGUGUAUAAAGUGGAAAUAUCGGCAGAAAAUAAACAGCAUGGAAUUUCUGCGGAAAAUAUUGAACUGGAAGAAGUGUCCUGUGUGGACUGAUUUUUUUUACUGCAUUGUAUCACAUUUCAUUCAAUGUUUUUUGUCAAUUUUGUUUCAAAAGUUGGCACAAAUUUUAACAGUGAAAUAUAUUUACAACAGAAAAAUCACCCAAGACAAAAUAAGACUGUGAAAUGGCACACGGUUAACUGCAGUUGGAAAAAAAGUUUGAUUCCAGAUUCUGUCUCACAAUAGGUUAAUUAGUUUUUGUGCAAGUAUGUCGUUUGUGAGUGAGCAGGACUGAUUUCACAACAAUUUCACAAUAAUAUGCAGCAUGUUACAAGAAAUUUUCAGUGCUAGCUUUGGCAUUCACCACAUUCACUAAUUACAAAGUUUGAAAGCAGUUGGUGAAUUUUAUUUUAAUUUGGCGAAAUAAUUUCAUGUAAUAAUUAAAAUUUUAAAGAAAAUAUUGAUUUCUGAAAUGUUUCAAGCUGAAUAGACAAUUUGAGCUAGUCCUGAAUAUCCCUUCAUAAUGUACCUGUAGUGUACAUUUUUAUAACGUUAAAAGUUUAGUUCACAGUAUUUUAUAUCCUAUACGCAAAUAUUUUCGCGGCUAAACUAAUCCUCGAUUGGGCUUUCAUUUUACAUUUUCGCAAGGAAUUAUUUUCGCGAAAAUGUCCCCGGAUAAUAAAAUCAAAAUUACCCAUAUUUCAUUUGCCAAACUCUUUUCAAUGAUGAUUUCACGCAAACACUGACAUGUUCACCAUGCUGUCAGCGAGACGUCAAUGUUGUAUGUAUGUCUGAUAAGACUAUUGUCAUGUUAUCGAUGGAACACGCACCUGCGAUACAGAACAUUGAAAAACGCAAAUAUCAUAAGAAAUAACUUUUCAUUAUUGGUGGUACCCACAAACUUCCAUUCAAGGUUACAAAGAAAACAAACAAAACUGAGAUUACGUAACAACAGACUUAACCCAACUGUGUGUCACUUCGAUCAAAUCCACGUGACCAUGCAGGUUUAAAGAAUCACGUGACCAUGCAGGUUUAAAGAAUCACGUGACCUUGCGGACCUCUGCUUGAUUCUGAUAUGGGUUGGGUAUGUAGAGAUAAGACUAUAUAUUAUAAGGGAAAUAAUAUUUUACCAAAUCGGAAAUAAGUUCGUGCGAUAUUAAAUUCGCGGUGCUGUCAACGAUUUUCGCAGUAUAUUUUAUUUGCAAACAUAUUUGCGUAUACGGUAAUUAGAACUUAAUAACUUGACACUGGUCCAUAUUCAUCAAGAUGUUGUUUGUAAAAGGUAUUGUAUUUUAAAAGUUAAUUAUACAUAUUAAUUGCUAACUUCAGUACACUUCACUCACAAAACUACCACAAAAUCUAAUUAUGAUCUGCUCUAAUCUACCAGCUGAUGGAACCAGUACAUUCUGUUCAGUUUCUUUUGUAUGAGUUAAAAUAUGCUUUUAAUAGCAGCAACUGGUAUGGUGGAUCCUUCAGCUGAACAAUAGCUGCCAGUCAGUGUUAUAAAUAUGAAACCAAAUACAAAUAGCAGUAUUUUGUGCUGAAAGGAAAAUAUUAUUGAUUAUUUGGCAAAAUGUGUGAAAAAUUGGGAGCCAAAUUCAUUUUGGCUCAACCAGACAAAAUGCAACAAAAUAAGUCAUUAAACUUUAUAGUUCCUUAAAUAGCUUUUUGGAAAAUGAAUAAUGACAUAAGACUAAAUUAAAUUUUGUUCAUAUUUGUCAAGUGUGAGAAUGACUGAUUUAUAUAUAUAUAUUGAUAUAUUUAUAUUCAUUUCACCAUAUUAAUAGAUAGAAAACAUGUUAUAAAAUAUAUGUGCAUUGCUUAGUUUAAAUUUGAAAAUGUUUUUUUUAUCAGUUUUUCAGACUGAAUAUGUCUGCAAAGAUGUAUAAGUUUAUACUUCUUAGGAAAUGUAAACUGAUGAAAAGUUGAAUUAUUGACUGUUAGAAUAUUUAAUUACUGUUGAAUGAUGUAUUCAUUAAAAGCAGUUAUGUUAAUAUAUUA
Messenger RNA from Gigantopelta aegis, 7009 nucleotides. RefSeq lists its product as uncharacterized. Gene Ontology annotation, biological process: regulation of gene expression. Gene Ontology annotation, cellular component: nucleus. The transcript is spliced from 9 exons. The record is from RefSeq and is a predicted model, not a curated record. Lineage: Eukaryota; Metazoa; Mollusca; Gastropoda; Neomphalida; Peltospiridae. The coding region runs from base 419 to 5062 and encodes 1547 amino acids.